Messenger RNA from Aspergillus terreus NIH2624, 396 nucleotides. RefSeq names its product cupin domain-containing protein. The transcript has a single exon. NCBI's taxonomy places the organism in Eukaryota, Fungi, Ascomycota, Eurotiomycetes, Eurotiales, Aspergillaceae. The record is from RefSeq and is a predicted model, not a curated record. The coding region runs from base 1 to 396 and encodes 131 amino acids.
AUGAAGAGCGAUAACCCGCUCCCGAAGAUAUCUCGUCUCAUCACCGCCCACGAUGCGUCAAGCAGAAAGGCUAUUUUCUCCACUGAACUGCCUGAAGAGGCCAAUUUCUUCACUCCAAAGCAUGAGCCCCCGCUUCCUGUCGGCUUCUACCUGGCGUACGAAACAUCCUCCUUUCCCGCGCGCCUGACGGACAGCAGAGACCUGGCAGACUACAAGGCUAUUUUCGAGAAGAGUGAUUCCUCCGGAUUAGUCAAACAUGGCGGGAUUCUCAUGCGCUACGUCGACUAUCCCUCAAAUUGCAUCACGCCCAUGCAUCGGACCAUCAGCCUGGAUUUUGGCAUUGUCAUUGAAGGGGAAUUGGAAUGCGUGCUUGAUUCCGGGGAGAGAAGGACAUGA